CAGGUGGCUCAGUCGGCGGUCGGCUACCGCGUAUUCGAGGAUAGCGGGUUGUGCGUGUUCAUCUUUUUGUUUAGCGAGGUCUGUGAAUAGCGAUGUACGAUUUACUCUCUUUUCACAAGUGAUAGAAAGAUCAAUCAAAUAUAAACGCAAGAAUGAGCCGUGUUCGGGAGUGUUUAGCCGAUCGGAUUAACGGAUGGGAAAGAUGAGUUUAUUAUACCGGAAAAGUGUGGGUACGAUGAAAGUUUGACAAAAGGAAUUAUCCCAUGUUCGAAAGGGGAAUAGAAAAUUGUUGGAUAUUAUGCUAAUCAUAGCGGAGUCAGAAUGCGAGAGGAAGAACUCGAAAUAUCACUUAAGGUGGUCAUAGUGGGAAACGGUGCCGUAGGAAAAUCGUCCAUGAUACAAAGAUUCUGCAAAGGAACAUACACGAGGGAUUACAAGAAGACAAUCGGUGUUGAUUUUCUGGAACGACAAAUAGAAGUCGACGCCGAAGACGUACGCCUUAUGCUCUGGGACACCGCUGGUCAAGAGGAAUUUGACGCUAUUACAGCUGCCUACUACAGGGGAGCUCACGCCUGUGUUCUCGCUUAUUCGGCGACGGACAGACAAUCUUUCGACGCGAUACCAUCCUGGAAAUUGAAGGUAGAAAAUGAAUGCGGAGAAAUCCCGACUGUCCUAGUACAGAACAAAAUGGAUCUGGUCGAUCAAUGCGUUAUAGACCCAGAAGAAGCCGAAAGACUGAGCAGAGCCCUCGGCUGUAAGCUCUUGAGAACUUCCGUCAAAGAGGACGUCGGGGUCGUAGGAGUAUUUCGACAUUUGGCGUCCCGAUGUCUCCACGAGAUGCGAAGAUGCGAGGAUGACUUUCAGGACGAUCUUAGGCUAUACUCGGCGGGGCCAAGGUCUCCAUCGGUCAUAAGUGCCUUUAGUCCGAACGGAUCAACGGGUGGUCGAAGCGCCGGGAAUGGAACGAUAGUUUUGCGACCAGGAGGUAGUAAAACCCGGACUCAUAGGAAGAAGAAUUUCGUCAAAAAUGCCUGCAGACUUUUAUAGCGACGACACAUUAUACCCAGUUAUUCCGAUACGGCCGCAGUCAGCUAAUGCCCAAUUUUUACUUCAACGGAGAUUCGUCGCAACGUCCACUUUUCGCGCGUAUACCGACGAGAAACUUUUUGGGAAAAACUCACGAACGCACACAAGUCGUUAAUAUAAGAGAACGUUGUGAAGUACGCGCGAUGAAUCUAAUCAUAAGUUGAAUGUAUGUAAUCCAAACCGUCCGCAAAAUAUGUACAACGAUACCUAUUAUAUGUAUAGGUAGUCUGACAGAAAGAAUUAUGACCGUCCAUCUAGAGACGUAAGAAGAUUUAUUUUACUCCUGUACAUGUGUCGGUCCGUAACUUUGGGCACGGGGUUAAAGGAACCAGGUAUCCAGUGAUUUAAUGACGUGGUAUCUUAGACACGUAGAUUUUAUCGUUAUUUUAUUAUACGAGAAGAUGGAAAUCCGCGGUCCGUAUAUUGGAGUAAAGUAAUUAUAUAGUAACAGAGAAAUCGAAAAUCAUUUUAAAACUACAUAGUUACAUAAUACGUAGGAGUUACUGCGAAAUAACUAUAAUAGUGGUAGGUGUAAAUCUUUAAAUAUGAUUUUACAGUAAUUUGUAAAUAUGUAUUUUAUUUUUCAUAUACUCUAUACAGAUUGAUUAAUAAUUUUGUUAUUUCACGUCUCGUUUCUUUCCACUUUUUCUU
Messenger RNA from Neodiprion fabricii, 1737 nucleotides. It is a transcript of the gene Rab23, whose product is annotated as ras-related protein Rab-23. The record is from RefSeq and is a predicted model, not a curated record. NCBI's taxonomy places the organism in Eukaryota, Metazoa, Arthropoda, Insecta, Hymenoptera, Diprionidae. Bases 322 to 1047 code for a protein of 241 amino acids. The transcript is spliced from 6 exons. Gene Ontology annotation, molecular function: GTP binding; GTPase activity.